Molecule: messenger RNA, 261 nt
Organism: Manacus vitellinus (golden-collared manakin)
Lineage: Eukaryota; Metazoa; Chordata; Aves; Passeriformes; Pipridae
Gene: RPS15
Product: ribosomal protein S15
Exons: 2
Coding region: 10-240 (76 amino acids)
Biological process (GO): ribosomal small subunit assembly; translation
Cellular component (GO): cytosolic small ribosomal subunit; ribosome
Molecular function (GO): RNA binding; structural constituent of ribosome
Source: RefSeq, a predicted model, not a curated record
GCGCCGCCCAUGGAGAAGCCCGAGGUGGUGAAGACCCACCUGAGGGACAUGAUCAUCCUGCCGGAGAUGGUGGGCAGCAUGGUGGGCGUCUACAACGGCAAGACCUUCAACCAGGUGGAGAUCAAGCCCGAGAUGAUCGGCCACUACCUGGGCGAGUUCUCCAUCACGUACAAGCCGGUGAAGCACGGCCGGCCCGGCAUCGGGGCCACCCACUCCUCCCGCUUCAUCCCGCUCAAGUGAAUAAAGACCUUCCUCCUGGAC